Lactuca sativa (garden lettuce) is the source of this 990-nucleotide messenger RNA. The record is from RefSeq and is a predicted model, not a curated record. NCBI's taxonomy places the organism in Eukaryota, Viridiplantae, Streptophyta, Magnoliopsida, Asterales, Asteraceae.
AUGUCUCAAAUCAAUGCUGGUGGCAAAAGUGGGGCGGGUAGUGGUAUCCCAACGUCCAAUCUCGGUGACAGCCAUGGUCACACCAAGGAAUGUACAUAUAAGGACUUUUUGAAUUCUAAGUCACGGUCCUUCGAUGGAACUGGAGGUGUCAUUGCCUUGACUCGAUGGUUUGAGAAGACAAAGUCAAUCUUUGAGAUAUGUGCUUGCCCAGAAGACAACAAGGUGAAGUUUGCAGCAUGCAUCUUCACCGACAGAGCGCUAACUUGGUGGAAUGGCCAAGUCAAAUCCCUAACUCUUCCGGUGGCUAAUGCCAUGAGUUGGGAGGAUCUAAAAGAACUAAUGCUCACUGAGUACUGUCCACGAGGCGAGAUGCAGAAGCUAGAGGAGGAACUCUGGAAUUUAAAGAUGAAAGGCUCCGACAUUACUACCUACACUGAGAGGUUCAGUGAUCUAUCUCUUCUCUGCCCGGGAAUGGUCACCCCGAAGAGCAGGAAAGUAGAAAGAUUCAUAUGGGGAUUGACGACCCAACUCAAGGAUGCCAUGCCAUCCACCAACAAACCACCUAAGGAGAGUGGUGGAAAGAAAAAGUUCUGGAAUAAGUGCAAUGGCAAGUCUUCGCAAGAACUCUCCAAGAAACAACAAGUAGUGGAUGUGCAUGCCGCUACUACUCCUGCCGCUACCUCCACAACUCAAACACCUGCCAGUAGAUAUGCUGGUAUCCUCCCAAGGUGCGACAGGUGUAACUUCGAUCAUCACGGGCCGUGCCGUGAAAUGUUGUGCAAUAGCUAUGGCAAAAAGGGGCAAACAGCUUGCUUUUGCAUAACACCAGCCCAACUAACCAAUCAGGCUCCUGGAGCGGGAGUUGGUAACCCUGCUAUAGAUGUGGUGAAACCGGGCACUUCAAGAGAAACUGCCCAAAGGAAACAACUGGCAACACGGGGAGAGUGCUAUUUAUGUGCCAGGAGGAGGCUAUCACAGACCCCACCAUAG